UCUCCCCUGUCGUGGAACCCAUCUUCCAGGAUAUUCGGCAAACCAUGGGACGUAGUGUAAUCCUUCGAUGUACCAUGUUAAAGGGAAGCCCUAUGAAAGUGGCCACAGCUGUCUGGAGAUUUAAUGGUAGCCUUCUAACAGUGCCUCCAACAGAGCAGCAAGACUAUUCAGAAUAUAAAGUGGACAGUGUAAGCCGGGAGACUAGUGGCAACUAUGAAUGUAGUAUCUCCAAUGAUGUUGGGGUAGCGGUUUGCAAAUUCCAGGUAUCAGCUAAAGCUUAUAGCCCAGAAUUUUACUAUGAUACUCCGAAUCCUACAAGGAAGCAAUCCAAGAACUACUCCUAUGUCUUACAGUGGACACAGAAGGAACCAGAUGCUGUUGAUCCCAUUCUUAGUUACCGUCUAGAUAUCCGUCAGCUGAAUCACAGGGACUUGCCCCCUAAACCCAUUUCUGUGAGGAAGAUGGAAAAGGGCAUGUUACAGGAAUACCUCCUGACUGACUUGAAAGUGCCUCAAAGCUAUGAACUUCGCUUGACACCCAUAACCCGGUUUGGGAUGGGGGACAUGGCUACCCGUAUCAUCCACUAUAUAGAACCAAUCAGCUACCCUAACCCAGUAGGUAACACCUGUCACUUUGAAGAUGAGAAGAUCUGUGGUUAUAUUCAGGACACAACAGACAACUUUGAUUGGAUUCGUCAAAGCAGUCUAACCCAUGAUCCGAAGCGCACUGCCAACACAGGCCCCACCAUGGAUUUCAGUGGGACCCCCGAAGGGUACUACAUGUUCAUUGAAGCUUCUGCACCCCGAGUGAAGGAUGACAAAGCUAGAUUAAUCAGCCCUAUGUACAACAUGACUGCCAGAUUCUGUGUCUCCUUCUAUUAUCACAUGUAUGGAAAGCACAUUGGAUCCUUAAAUCUCCUGGUUCAUGUGAAGAAUAAGCAACCCACUCAAGCCUUGUCACUUAAAGGCGACAAAGGAAAUAUGUGGCAACAAGUACAUGUACCCAUCAAUCCUGCAGGACCUUUCCAGAUUAUCUUUGAAGGUGUCCGUGGGACAGGUUCUGAGGGAGAUAUUGCCAUUGAUGAUGUUACUCUGAAAAAAGGUGAUUGUCCAAGAAAGCCAAUUGUCCCAAAUAAAGCAGUUGCCCUUCCAGGAAAUUCUGCUGUCACCCAACACACAUCUUCUCUUUGCGGGCCUCUAAUUUUCUUUCUUUAUGUGCUGCUCAGAUGA
Molecule: messenger RNA, 1229 nt
Organism: Protobothrops mucrosquamatus (brown spotted pit viper)
Lineage: Eukaryota; Metazoa; Chordata; Lepidosauria; Squamata; Viperidae
Product: MAM domain-containing glycosylphosphatidylinositol anchor protein 1-like
Exons: 9
Biological process (GO): nervous system development
Cellular component (GO): membrane
Molecular function (GO): protein binding
Source: RefSeq, a predicted model, not a curated record